GUGUCUGCAGCCACAACGGCGAGAUCUGGGCUCAUUACCGCGCGCGAUGCUGAGAGCUGUUACCAUGCCGCUGGGCCAGUACUGAAAGAACGAUUGUCUUUGGCUACUUGCGGGUCCACGUCCCCAUAAUGGUUGACUAACACAUUGAAACAUCCUGCAUUCGACGUUUCGUGUCCGAGAUAUUGGUAUGCAGGGAUGAGCCGGCAGCUCCAUCUGUGCCGCUUCAAUCCUGGGCUGGACCUGGAUCAUGUUACCUCGAAAUGAGUACCGCUUUAUAUAUGCGUGUUGGUACCUUUUUGUAUUCUCGUCUCAUCAUUCAUCUCACUACAGUCCUUCUUUUCAUCUCGUAGUACACAUUCCUUUCCGUACAGCUGGUCUCUGUUCGCAUUCACUUCAACAUGCUUUCCAAGGUCGCUCUUAUCAACGCGCUCAUCAGUGCUGUGUCUGCUGGCACAAUCCUUUGGGAUGGACGCUUCAACGACAUGACGUCUAGCGCAGACCUCGAGAAGUGGUCGUUCUCCAACCCUGUCGGCGCCUACCAGUACUACAUUCACGGCUCCGGCGCAGUCGCUGACUACGUCAACCUUGACUCGACCUACAAGAACCCCGCCGACACCGGCUCGAAGCAGGGUGUCAAGAUCACCAUCGACGAGACUGCCAAGUGGAACGGCCAGACCAUGCUGAGGACUGAGCUCAUUCCCCAGACCACCGCUGCCAUCAACAAGGGCAAGGUCUACUACCACUUCUCGGUCAAGACCACAGGCACCAACAAGCCUACCGCAACGAACGAGCACCAGAUCGCCUUCUUUGAGAGCCACUUUACCGAGCUGAAGUACGGUGCUUCGGGUAGCAGCAACACCAACCUGCAGUGGCACGUUGGUGGUGUCUCCAAGUGGGACGUCGAGCUCGUUGCAGACGAGUGGCACAACGUUGCCUACGAGAUCGACUUCGACACCGGUUCCGUCUCGUUCUACCACUCCACUGGCAGCGAUGCCCUGACCAAGACCGCUGGUCCCUUCGAUGCCAGCACCUCUUCCAACGGUGCUGACUGGCACUUGGGCGUCCUUCGUCUGCCCGGCUCCAACGACGCCGAUGGUGCUGAGGAUUGGUUCUUUAGCGGUGUCUACGUCGAGAGCGGCGACCUCACUACUAGCGUUAACUCUGCUGGUGGUGCGGCCUCUGACGACUCGUCUGCCCCUGCUUCGAGCGCUGCGCCAGCUUCAUCCAAGGCUGCGGUUGCCUCCUCGGCUACUGCUACAUCAGCAGCUGCUGAGACCCCUACUGCAUCUUCCUCUGCCGCCGCCACCUCUGCCGCCGCCACCUCUUCGGCCGCCCAGACCCCUGUCGCAUCCUCCGCCGCCCCCGCAGCAUCUUCAUCCGCUACCGCUGUUGAGACUCCUGUCGCUUCCACCACAGCUGUAGAAUCCGAGGCUCCCGUUGCAUCUUCCACUGCCGCUGCUGCUCCUUCUGCCUCAGCUGGGGCCGGAGCCAGCACCGAGCUUCCUAUCGAGUUCACACUCAAGGAGUUGAUCGCGUGGGUCAAGGCUAAGAACGGUGAGAACUAAGCACAGAGAGCUUUGAAGACUUGGAUAGCAUUCUUGUAUAUACUUUACACCAUCGACCUGUCGAUACACCGCUUCACCGUACAGCAAUUGAUUGUCAACCAUGACUCGCUCUACAUUGCAUGCUUACACAGCCACUGGCA
This is a messenger RNA of Macroventuria anomochaeta, 1705 nucleotides long. RefSeq names its product glycoside hydrolase family 131 protein. The transcript is spliced from 3 exons. Bases 399 to 1565 code for a protein of 388 amino acids. Lineage: Eukaryota; Fungi; Ascomycota; Dothideomycetes; Pleosporales; Didymellaceae. The record is from RefSeq and is a predicted model, not a curated record.